UUAUAGAAAAAUCUUACUGAAUGUAAUGAAAAUACUUUUUUAUGUGUUCAGUUUGAAAUGCCAAAAAGGGUCAGCCCCCUUCAGGAUGCCAUUUGUCAUGUUACCUCAAAGACUGACAAGACAGACAAAUUGUGCAUCAAGUACAUUGAUGCAGUUAAAGGACGUGGUGUUUUUGCAAAAGCUGCAAUCAGCAGAGGUCAAUUUGUUGCAGAAUAUAGGGGUGAUCUGAUAAAUGAUUCAGAAUAUCAGUGCAGAAGAAGAGUUUACCACCCAUCAUGUGCUGCAUUUAUGUUUGCAUUUAAGUGGAGAGGAAAAACAUGGUGCAUUGAUGCUUCAAGAGAUGAUGAAUCAUUUGGGAGGUUGGUAAAUGAUGAACACAGACGGCCAAACUGUAAAAUUAAAAGGAUUGAUGUGGAAGGAAAGCCACACCUCUGUUUGUUUGCUGUGGAAGACAUUCAAGAAGGAGAAGAAAUAAAUUAUGAUUAUGGAGUUGAUGACUGUCCAUGGAGAACACAAAUGAACGGCAUUAAGGAGAGUGAUUUGGGAAUAGAGACCUCUUAUUCCUCCAUGAUUAUGGAUCAGAUGGAGAAUGUUGCAUGUCAAAACAACUCUCAACAGAUGGCCGCCUUUGAGGACUGUGAUUUGGCUUUAGAGACCUCUCAUCCCUCCAUGACCGUUGAUCAGUUAGAGAUUGCUGCUGUUCCAAACAAUACACAACAGAUGACCACCAUUAAUGACAGUGCCUCGGCUUCAGAGACCUCUCAUCCUUCCAUGAGUAUGGAUCAGACUGAGAUCUCUACUUGUCCAAACAACACUUAACAGGUACUCUCACCUACAUCAC
Messenger RNA from Corythoichthys intestinalis (scribbled pipefish), 841 nucleotides. RefSeq names its product N-lysine methyltransferase KMT5A-like. The record is from RefSeq and is a predicted model, not a curated record. The transcript is spliced from 6 exons. Gene Ontology annotation, cellular component: nucleus; polytene chromosome. NCBI's taxonomy places the organism in Eukaryota, Metazoa, Chordata, Actinopteri, Syngnathiformes, Syngnathidae. Gene Ontology annotation, biological process: regulation of DNA damage response, signal transduction by p53 class mediator; regulation of transcription by RNA polymerase II. Gene Ontology annotation, molecular function: protein binding; transcription regulator activity; histone H4K20 methyltransferase activity. Bases 58 to 819 code for a protein of 253 amino acids.